Messenger RNA from Setaria italica (foxtail millet), 1079 nucleotides. RefSeq names its product zinc finger protein ZAT12. The transcript has a single exon. Lineage: Eukaryota; Viridiplantae; Streptophyta; Magnoliopsida; Poales; Poaceae. The record is from RefSeq and is a predicted model, not a curated record. Bases 57 to 701 code for a protein of 214 amino acids.
CCGCACAUUCCCCGACAUUUGCGCGUAUUUUUUUUUCGGUAGAUCAAUAGCUAGCCAUGAGCAAGAGGGACAGGGCGGCGUGGGAGGUGGAGGCCGGCGCCGCGGACACGGCCCGCCUGCUCGUGCUCCUCGCGCAGGCGCAGCAGCAGCAGCAGCAGCGCCACCUCCUGCAGCACGGGCACGGGGCGCCGUUCCCAUCGGCGCGGGGGCCGCACGGGCGCGUGUUCGAGUGCAAGACGUGCAGCCGGCAGUUCCCGACGUUCCAGGCGCUCGGUGGCCACCGCGCCAGCCACAAGCGGCCCAGGCUGCUCCAGCCGCUGCAGCAGCAGCAGCAGCAGAGCCCAGCGGCCGACCACGCGGAGCUCUGCCUCGGGCGCCAGCCGCUGCUGCUGGCGCCGCAGCAGCCGGCCAAGCCGAGGGUGCACGAGUGCCCCGUCUGCGGGCUCGAGUUCGCCAUCGGCCAGGCGCUCGGCGGGCACAUGCGGCGGCACCGCGCCGAGGCCGAGGCCGACGCCGAGGCGCAUAACAACAAGGUGCAGCGACCGGCGCCCGAGAAGGCCUGCGACGUCGCCGGAGGGAUCUGCCUGGACCUCAACCUCACGCCGUCGGAGAACUGCGCCAAGUGCCGGAGCGUGGCGGUGCUAGGCGGAGCCGGGCAGGGUGUACAUAAGACGCUCGCCAUGUUAGACUGUUCGCUCUAGUUGGGCCUUUGAUUUCCGUUAGACUGCACAUAAUUUUUUUUUUCUUUCAUGGUUGUUGUUGUGUUCGUCACGGUAUACUGUUCCAUUGUUACUUUCUGGGGGCACCCCCAAAUUCUUUCCAAAAUACAUGUUAGAUUUGUUUUAGACUUCUGUAAUUCUCGGUUUCUACCAUGGAGUUGUUAGGUAUAUUUAUAGGCUAGGGUAGUUUGAAUGAAAUAGAGAUGAACCCUUCCCAUUUCCUUGGUGUAAAUAGUAAUAACAUGCUAUGCGUUUCCAUUUGACUAAGCGGAGAGAAUUUACCGAAGUAACAGUUCUGUACCGCUUUGUAAUAAUGGCGUUCAAACAGUUGUUAUUGGCCAAGUUCAAUAUUUUCUUGCU